AUGGAGUUGCUGAAAGUGAAGCGGUACGCGGAGCUCAUCGAGGAGUUCGCCAGGCAGGCAGAUGAGCUGCCCCCCCCGGAGCGGGAAACAGCCCCCCAGAAAAAAGGAACUAGCCAAAAGGAAAAAAAAGAUGUUAUAGAAAUUAUUGAGUACUUUGCAAAUAUCCUGGCGAGGUACUUCUACAGUGACUACCAGCAUGAUGACAUCUCCAUCGUAGAUUCUGGGUUCGACUGCGAGCAGCUGUGGCUGUUUAUCGAGUGCCUCAUAAAGGAGAAGAAGCUGGAGGGGUUGCUCUCCUUUUUUGAGCGUUACGAAAGGGGGUUGGACAGUCGGGUGGACAGUCGGCUGGAGAGUGGGAGGGGGACCCAAGUGGGGGAAGAAGCAGAAGAAGAGGAUGAUGAUGAUGAUGCCGCACUGGGGACGGCGCAGAAGAGACGGGCAGGCAACCGGGUGAAGGUGAACGUGAGAGCGCCCGCGUCUAAGAGGAGAAGGGUGAGCCCCUCAUGGGGGGGGGCACAGCUCAGCAGCGAUGCCGCCAUUAGCGUCGAGAGUGACGAUGCCCCCGAGGGAGACCACUUUUUCGACGAGGAUGAAAUGCAGCAGUUCCUCGAUGAAGAGGAGAAAAAAAUUGUGAGCGGCCAGUCGGGGGAGAGCGAUAGCGGUGGCGAGGUGGACCUCAACGAGUUCGAGGGAGACUACGAGGAGGGGGGCCAGUUGAAGUACGGAGAUUUUUACGGGGGGGGUGAAGAAGAAGAAGAGGAGGAGGAGGAAGAAGAGGAGGAGGAAGAAGAAGAAGAGGAGGAUGACGAUGAGGAGGAGGAAGAAGAAGAGGACGACGAGGAGGAAGAAGCGGAUGACGACGACGACGACGACGAAGCGGAUGAGGAAGAUGACGACGACCUCGGCUCGGAGGACGAACGGGCCCGAGACCGGCGCGGGCCGGACCGGCGCAGCCGAAAAGAGAGGGACGAAGAAAUCGAGCGCGAGUUGCGCGAGAUGAACCAGUUCGACAGCCAGCACCGGGGGGGAGGCGACCAGGUUGGGAGUGAAGCGGAGGAGGAGGCUGGAAGCGGCCGCGGGGAGGAGACCCCCCAAAUGGAGAGGGACAAAGUGGAGAGGGAGCUGAUCGAGAAGAAGCACUGGUCGCUCACGGGAGAGGUGUCCGCGCACGACCGCCCGAAGAACAGCCUGCUGAGCCUUAACGUGGAAAUCCCCAAAUUGAAUUCCGGGGGGAACGACGCGUAUGUUAGUAAAGCAGUUGGUGAGGAGGAGGACGACGACGACAAGGAGGAAGAAGCAGUUGGUGAGGGCCGCCGCGACGGAGGGAAAACCCCCCUGAGUAGGAACAAACGAAGGAACCUGCUGAGCGACGAAAUCGAAAGGGUGGUGAAGCAGAGGAUCCAAAACAUGCUGUUCGAUGAUGUAGAAAAGAAGCGAUUAGAAGAUUUGGACGUCCUGCUGAACGAUUCCAAAGAGAGAGGAGAUGGCAAAGAUGGCAGAGAUGGCGACGUCAGUUUUGAUCACCUCAACUUUAGCAAAAGCAAGCUCAGUCUAGCAGAGGAAUACACAAAAAAAUAUGAAGAAGAAAUAAAAAGCAGUCGAUCUGAAAAGAAAGAAAUUAAUUUGCAAAAAUUGGAGCUCAUGAAUCUCUAUAAGAAGAUCAUCCACUGCUGCGACUCGCUGAGCAACGACUUCUAUGUUCCCAAACCGGCACUACUAAAUGCUCCAAACAGGAGCGACCAGUUUGCCAGCCUCCACAUCGAAGAGACUGUGCCCAUUAUCCUGUCAGAGAAGGACAGACGUGCUCCGGAACAGCUGUUUCAACCGGGGCAUAUAAAACAAUUGGAAGAAAUGCAUCAGAAGGAAAAGAAGGCGAUGCGAAAGUCUAAGAAAGUUAAGAGGAAGAAGAAGCUGCUUCAUCAGUUUGGGGUGAGUGAAUUAAAAAAGAGGAAUGAGCAUUUGAGUGGCAAGAAUAGGGAGGCCAAGGGGGAGAAGGAGAGCGCCGCGAGGUACGGAGUGGGCUCCAGGGACCAGCUGCGCGCCCUGCCGCGCACUCGCUACGACUUCGCCGGGGCCAUCUCCCGCGCGCAGGCCCGCGACGCGGCGGGGAAGCGGUGA
Plasmodium vivax (malaria parasite P. vivax) is the source of this 2118-nucleotide messenger RNA. RefSeq names its product U3 small nucleolar ribonucleoprotein protein MPP10, putative. The transcript has a single exon. Gene Ontology annotation, cellular component: Mpp10 complex; nucleus; small-subunit processome. NCBI's taxonomy places the organism in Eukaryota, Apicomplexa, Aconoidasida, Haemosporida, Plasmodiidae. Bases 1 to 2118 code for a protein of 705 amino acids. The record is from RefSeq and is a predicted model, not a curated record. Gene Ontology annotation, biological process: rRNA processing.